AGUUUUGUGCAAGUUGUUCUUGUGCUAAGUGGUUGUCACAUAAACAAAGGAAGCUACUAGUUUCUCUCUUCUUCCUAUAAAUUGGUUGCAUUCACUCUUAGUAAGUCUUCAUCUUGUCGUUGCUUGUGACAAAGCCAUUUGAGCACUGCUUUUAGAAUUCCAGCAAUUACGAAACAAGUUUAAGUUAAGACAAGACUCCCCCUCAUUCCAUACUUGAACUAAAUUAGGUUCAAAAUGAAGCAUUCUCUUGUGACAUUACUUGUAUUCUGCAUUUCUUUGGUUUGCUUCUUUCUUUCCACCCAAGCUAGAUGGCAUAACCAUACAAAAUACAAGCAUAUUCGUCACCCUCACAAACUAUCCAAUAUUUCACAACCUCCAUCUCCUGCACCUGCGCCUUCUGACCCAUCCAAUGAUGGGAAUUCCCAUGAUUCUACUGGUUUAUUUAAUGUACGAAACUUUGGUGCUGUCGGGGAUGGUGUAGCAGAUGACACAGAGGCAUUUAAGAUGGCGUGGGACACAGCAUGUCAGAGUGAUUCGGCAGUAAUUCUUGUUCCCAAUGGUUUCUCCUUCAUGAUUCAGUCAACAAUUUUCACAGGCCCUUGUCAAGGUGGCCUAGUCUUUCAGAUUGAUGGAACUCUUAUGCCCCCGGAUGGACCUGAUUCCUGGCCAAAGAAUAACAGUAGGAGACAGUGGCUGGUCUUUUACAAAAUCAAUGAAAUGUCACUUCAAGGAAGUGGCCUAAUAGAUGGGAGAGGAGAAAAAUGGUGGAAUCUUCCUUGCAAACCCCACAAGGGGAUUAAUGGAACAACAGUGCCUGGACCAUGUGAUAGCCCCAUUGCCAUGAGGUUCUUCAUGAGCUCCAACUUGAGUGUGAAAGGGCUCAAAAUAAAGAAUGGCCCCAAGUUCCACUUCAGAUUUGAUAAUUGCAGAAAUGUCCAUGUCGAAUCAAUUUACAUAACAGCACCUGCCUCAAGUCCCAACACUGAUGGGAUUCACAUAGAGAAUACAAAUGAUGUCAGAAUAUAUAAUUCAGUCAUUUCUAAUGGAGACGAUUGUGUGUCGAUUGGAUCAGGUUGUUAUGAUGUAGACAUAAGGAACAUCACAUGUGGACCUGGUCAUGGAAUCAGCAUUGGGAGUCUAGGCAAUUACAACUCGCAUGCCUGUGUUUCCAAUGUUACUGUUAGAGACUCAGUAAUUAAAGUUUCAGACAAUGGAGUUAGAAUCAAGACAUGGCAAGGUGGAUCAGGAGCUGUAUCCGGAGUAACAUUCAGUAAUAUUCACAUGGAUAAUGUCCGGAAUCCGAUUAUAGUUGAUCAAUUCUACUGCCUCACCAAGGCGUGCACCAACCAAACCUCAGCAGUUUUUGUGUCAGACAUAUUAUACAAAAACAUAAAGGGAACCUAUGAUGUUCGAAACCGGCCAAUGCGUUUUGCCUGCAGUGAUUCUGUCCCAUGCACCAACUUAACACUCUCAGAUGUUGAGCUUCUUCCUGCUCAAGGAGAUAUAGUAUUAGACCCACUCUGUUGGAAUGCUUAUGGAGAUCUGCAAACACUAACAAUUCCACCAGUCUCCUGCUUGUUGGAGGGCAAUCCCCAACCCAUCUUAACCAAGGACAUAGAGAGUUGCUGACUAACUAGAUUCAUCUAUAAGGCUUAUCCAUGUAUGUUUGAAAAAGGAAUCAUGGAUUUAUCGUGAUGGUAAAAUCUUAUCAUGCGAUUAUUGAGGAGAGUGGUGUUUUAUGUAA
Molecule: messenger RNA, 1744 nt
Organism: Quercus lobata
Lineage: Eukaryota; Viridiplantae; Streptophyta; Magnoliopsida; Fagales; Fagaceae
Product: polygalacturonase At1g48100-like
Exons: 6
Coding region: 235-1629 (464 amino acids)
Biological process (GO): carbohydrate metabolic process
Molecular function (GO): polygalacturonase activity
Source: RefSeq, a predicted model, not a curated record